This is a messenger RNA of Diceros bicornis minor, 3943 nucleotides long. It is a transcript of the gene ANKRD37, whose product is annotated as ankyrin repeat domain 37. The record is from RefSeq and is a predicted model, not a curated record. Gene Ontology annotation, molecular function: protein binding. The coding region runs from base 139 to 615 and encodes 158 amino acids. NCBI's taxonomy places the organism in Eukaryota, Metazoa, Chordata, Mammalia, Perissodactyla, Rhinocerotidae. The transcript has 5 exons.
CGAGGGCGGGCCCCCUGGCCCGGGUGAUCUUUAAAUUCUUCCGCACUGGGGCAGUCUGUGCACUUACCUGGCAGUCUGCAGCGAGUGACGCGCUGCCCUGCACUCCCAAGGACUCCUGUCCUCUGCUUUAGGCGGGAAAUGCAGUUGCUGGAUUGCAACCCAGAGGUGGAUAGUCUGAAGCAUCUGCUGGAGGCCGGGGCCUCGGUCAACGCACCCCCGGAUCCCUGCGAGCAGUCGCCUGUCCACUUGGCCGCAGGGGGCGGCCUCGCUUGCUUUCUUCUCUGGCAGCUGCAAGCGGGCGCUGACCUCAACCAACAGGAUGUUUUUGGAGAAGCUCCACUACACAAGGCAGCAAAAGUUGGCAGCCUGGAAUGCCUCAGCCUGCUUGUAGCCAGUGAUGCUCAAAUUGAUUUAUGUAAUAAGAAUGGGCAAACAGCUGAAGAUCUUGCUUGGUCAUAUGGAUUUCCAGAAUGUGCCAAGUUUCUUACAACAAUUAAAUGUAUGCAGACAAUAAAAUCAAGUGAACAGUCCAGUGGAGAUCAUUGUGUUCCAGUGCUCCGACAGAAACGAAGUUUUGGAAGUAUAGAAAAUACAAAUGGGAAAAGGAAGUGUUGAUGUCAUGUUGGUUUUGAAGAGAUUUGAAGAAGGCCUUCACUUGGUGCAGAUCUACUGCUCAGCUACAAGCUAUGGUUUUUGGCUCACUGACGUGUGUCCUUCUAAGAAGGGAGAAAACUUUCUUCUAAGUGAAGAUAACAUUUAAGAAUACAUGUAUUUACAUGCCUAUAAUAUUUUGGUUGUGCAUGCUUUGUCUUUUAAGUUGUUAAAGGAAUGUCUAAAGAAUAAAUUCUUUGUGCAGUAUUUACAAUCUUUGGAAAAAAUCAUAGUUUAAACCAUCAAACUACACUCAGGAUUUAAUUUGAAAUUAAACUUAUUGUUUAUUAACAAAUUUAUAAUACAACUUUAUUACAGUCUUUGAAUCCAAGAUAUUUCAAAUAAUAUUUGGUCGCUGAGGAAGACAUAAGUUAUAGUAAGCAUCCUUGUUCCAAAAGUCUGGGCCCUUCCAUCCACACCAGCCCUAGAUUUGGGAGAAGGGAAAGGAAAACCUUUUACAAAGUUAUAGGACUACACUAUCGAAAUUGUAACAUUUUACAGUCUUGCUGUAAUCUCGAAUCUCGAGUCCAGCAGGAUCUCGAAAUAAGACUCUAAAUACCUAUAUAAUUAAUUCAAAGAUUUGAAUUCCUAUAAAGCAUAGAAAAGUAAGUUAUUUGGGUCCAUUUCAGAUAGAAUUUUUAAAAUUUUUAAUUCUAUAGUAUUUAAUCAUAGAAAUUAUAAAAAAAGAAAAGCUUCCUUAUGGUGAUUGUUACUCCAAAUGCCACAUUUUAGUGAUUCUAAGAUGUACAGUUUUACAAUUCUCGCAGUCGAUGGCGUGUGACGGUUUAAAAACGGGCAGUUUGUUUUUCUUAGUAGUCCAUACAAGACAGUAAUAUCCACCAUGCAGAGGCAUCUCAGCUAUGAGGAAAUAAGGCAGUGAGAAAUCUGAACUUGCCCCUUGAGUUACAUUCUAUGCCCUUCAUUUUCCUCAGGCAGUCAUCAUUCAAUUUUUCCAUUCUUCAUGUCAGUAUUAACCCUUUUCCCCAGCAGAGAAAAUUAUUUUCAGACAAAAUCUCAUUGUGAAUAUAAAUGUUUAUCAAAUUUUAUCAAGGGCUAUUGAUUUAAGACCCAGCUAACGACUGGUCUGUUAAAUCAUUCUGAAGUGAAAUGCUUUGUGAAAUACUUGUGAGGAGGCUAGCUAGGACUCUUAAAACACCACUGGCUGACAAGGUGGUGGUGGUCUUUACUCUAACUCACUCAGAAGCUGCUGGGUAUUCUGGCAGGGACCUAGAGUCAAAGUUCACAGUUCCUACAGAAGGCAGUGUGUUAGCUGUUUUCAUUGUGGAGGCAGGAGGGUGGAGUAAAAUGCUCUUUAAUUUUCUCAUUUUUCUUUUUCUAAUUGCAAAAACAAGAUACACACUGUAAAAAUUCAAAUGAGAUGAAAGUAAAAAAUAAAAAAAAAAAUCCUGCACCAGUCCUACUCCCCCCCGCCCCCAGGUAACCGCUGUUAAGUUUGGUUUAUUGUCUUUGAGACCUAUUUCUGUACAUAAAUAAGCUUUUUAUUAUCUAAUUUUUUUGGCAAAACUUUAAUAAAUUUAAUGUCCUAAAAUCUGUUUUCUUAACGAUAAAUGGAAAAAAAAGGCUUAACCUAUCUCUGUUUUAAUCUUUUUGUGAUCCUUUCACACAGGUAGGUCUUCUCCAGGUAAUCAGACUCAAAUUUUCUUUUAAGAGAAGUGGAUAGAGAGGGUGCCAAAGCCAGGAACUGACAGGAGUAGAUGGGGGGCCAUGCCUCUUUUCUUUGAGGUGACUGGCCUGGGAACUUCAAACAGGAAAACUCUCAAAGAAGGUAAAGAGAGGUCAGGCAGAGGCAGAACUUCCCAUGGCCGCUGCUAUCACAUGUUGAAGCCUGAUCCCCAAUGUGGUGGUAUUGGGAGGUGGGGCCUUUGGGAGGGGAGGAGGUUUUGAGGGUGGAGCCCUCGUGAAUGGGAUUAGUAGCCUCAUUAAAGAGGCCCCAGAGAGCUCCCUCAACUCUUGCACCAUGUCAAGACAUGGUGAAAAAGACUGCCCUCUAUGAACCAGGAGGUGGAUCUGAGAUUUCCCAGCCUCCAGAACUGUGAGAAGUAAAUUUCUGUUGUUUAUAAGCCACCCAGUACAUGGUAUUCUGUUACAGUAGCCCGAACAGACUAAGACAGCGCCUUAGAUUCUGGAGUCAAGUGAGAGGGAACAGUUCUGAUGGCCAGGCCUCGGCUUCAUGGUUUCUUAUAUGUGCUAAUAGAGCAAUGGGUGUUUUGCAGUUGCAAAAUUCUACAGAACUAUAACUAGCAAAGAAGGAGAGUGCAUUCUCAGAGAAAGUCAUCAGGGACAAUGCCUUACUGUAGCUAACUGCUUCAGAAAACCCUAUCUAGAUAGUUCCAUCUAGUGCAAAGUCCCUCAAGCCAGUCAGAAAGAAGUAAUUUUAUUUAUUUAUAUCAUGCCUCCAAUAAAAUAAUUAAGGCUUCUCACUGCCUUUAAGACACAAUCUAAAUGCCCUGCUUCUCUGCCUGGCUCAGAUGGCCACCCUCCUGGAAUUAGCUCCUGUGCACCCCUCCAGCCACACCUCUUCACCAGUGCUAGUCCUGUGAAAACUACUGUAGUUUACGGAAUGUGCCGGGCUUUCCUUUCCCUGUCUCUAAGUGAUCCCUCUACAGGAUCAGCUAUGUUGUAACCUCCACCGUAGAUACCACAUUUGUUCCUGGGGGUCCUUUCCGCACUCUCCUUCUCUGUCCUUCUACACUAGACCGAGAGAUCCUUAAAGACCUUGUGAAUACCCCUAGUGCUUAGGACAGUGGAUGUCACAUAUUAGGUACUUAGUGAAUGCUGAAUGAACACUUUGCUACAGAAAGAGAGUCAAUAUUGCUCCUAUUUUCAGUAAGAUAUGUGUGCCAGCCAACAAUAUUUCAUAGAUUAAAAAGUCCAAAUGCCUUAAAAGAGAAAAGCAGGGAGAAAAACACCUAAAAUUUUAAGAACGCAUUUAUGACCUGUUAGUAUUUACAGAUUACUCUUAUUAUUAGCAAAAGACUUUACUAACCUGGGGCUAUAAGAGAGUUCAGCUACGCACACAUUAAAGCUCCCUACAUAUAAAACAUCUUUAGGGUUUUCGUAAUCUAAUGUAGUUAUAUUUUUUUCAACCUCUGAAAACAUCUCACCAAUUAAUUUCAAUGUUAAACCAUCCAAUUCCCCAGAAUUCUGCUUUUAAAAAAGUGACCUAAUUAAACCACAACUUCAAAGUUCAGAAAAACCUUUUUAUUGGUACUAAUGAUACUGACUUAAGUAACAACAUGAUAAAAAUGAAAGAUAGUGGGUAACAGGAUAU